AUUCGUAGCUGAGGGCCGGCGGGAAUGGCUCCCUAGGCUCGAAAAUUCUGCGGCAGCUCCACCUGCACGUGGGGACUGGCGCUCGCAGAUUUCCAUAGGCUGGGACCGAGCUAGACCGGAGCUGGGGCGCCUACACGAAUCAGCGGUGGCGAAUCGGCGGCGCGCGUAAUUAAGCUGGUGGCGGGUACGUCUGCUCCGGCUCUGGAUACAGGCUGAGUUGAGCUCAGUCAGACGGCUUACGGCCGGGAUCCCCUGGGCGUCCAGCACUUGCAUCGCAGGCCUGCCACAGAAUGGACCCUGUGCUGUCUGCUGUUCGCCUGACCGUAAGAGAAGCCAUUCAUACCCUCUCGUCUUCCGAGGAUAUUGACCUCAUUCUUUCCACUCUUGGAUUCCUGAAGCGGUAUUUGGGAGAAACAGAGGAUCCAGCACUCCCCGAGGAACAGGAGGAAUUUGCAACUGUUCACUUCUCUGCUUUUCUCAGAUGUCUGGUCAACAAGCUGAGCCCAGUCUGGCUGGAGCUGUCGCCUGAUGGCCAGUUGGAGGAGCUCUGGGACAGCUUUUUUCUGAAGGGCCCAGCUGACCAAGCCUUCCUAGUACUAAUGGAGGCUUUUGAGGGCACUGUUGGCCCUAGCUUCUGUCUGAUGAAGAUGGCACAGCUCCUGGCAAAUUUUCUGAGCCAGAGCAGGAUGGCAGCUUUAAUGGAGGAGCAGUGUCGGCCACAGAAGAAGCCCGGCUUCCCCCUGUUGCAGGAGACACUGCUCAACAAGGUGGUGGGCUUGCCUGAUCACUUGGGCAACUGCCUGCAGCAGGACAACCUGGCCCUGUUCUUCCCCCAAAACUAUUUUCGUUUGCUUGGCGAGGAAGUGGUUCGGGUACUACAAGGCAUCGUGGAUGCUCUACGAGGUGGUUUGGACUGCUCCGUUUCCUUCCUGUCUCAGGUCCUGGGGAAGAUCUGUAUCCAGGGGAGACAGAAAGAGAUCUUGGGUGUGUUGGUGCCCCGGCUGACAGUGCUCACCCAGGAGAGCUGCCUGUGGCAGCGGGUCUGCUGGCGCCUGAUGGAGCAAGUACCUGAUCGUACCAUGGAGGCCGUGCUGACAGGACUUGUGGUGGCUGCUCCAGGGCCAGAAGUUCUGUCGCGUUUACUGGGAAACCUGGUGGUAAAGAGCAAGAAAGCCCAGUUUGUGAUGACCCAGAAGCUUCUGUUCUUGAAGUACCAACACACAACAUCCAUGCUGCAGAGCCUGCUGGGGUAUUUGGCCUUGGACAGCCAGCGGCGGCCGCUCCUUAUACAGGCACUGAAAGAACUGCUGGAGACGUGGGGCAGCAGUAGUGCUGUCCGACAUGCACCCUUGGCACAGCAGCACUACCUCAGUGCAGCCAUCCUUGUCUGCCUAGCGCACGUAGGGGAGCCAGAGCUGCGGGACAGCCGGGAUGAAUUGCUGGCCAGCAUGAUGGCAGGUGUGAAGUGCCACCUUGACAGCAGUCUUCACACUGUACGCCGCCUGGGCAUGAUUGUAGCAGAAGUCGUCAGUUCCCGGAUACACUGUGAAGGGCCACAUCUCAAAUUCCAGUAUGAAGAUGAUGAGCUGAGCCGUGAGUUGCUGGCCUUGGCCACCCCCUGGACUGCAGGCAGCAGCACCUUAGAGGCAGAAGGCUCAUCACCAGCACCUGGUGCUGCAGAGAUGCUUGCAAAGACCAUGGAUGGUGGCGUAGAGUCUGCCAAUGGCAGUGUUGCCAAAGUUGGGCCACAGGGCUCUGACUCAGACCUAGACAGUGAUGAUGAAUUUAUCCCCUAUGACAUGUCAGGGGACAAAGAGUUGAAGAGCAGUAAGGCACCGCUGUAUAUCCGGGAUUGCAUAGAAGUGUUGACAUCAUCUGAGGAUAUGGAGCGUUGGGAGGCAGCCCUGCAGGCCCUCGAGAACCUGGUGUGCAGGAGCCCUGAGGCCACUCGAGAGGUAAGUGUGGAGCUGGCCAAGGUACUGCUGCACCUGGAGGAGAGGACCUGUGUGUCAGGAUUUGAGGGACUGCGCCAAAGAGCCUUGGUGGCCGUCACAGUCAUGGACCCAGCCCACGUGGCGGAGUAUUUGACCUCACAGUUCUAUGCUCUGAACUACAGUCUGCGGCAGCGCAUGGAUAUCUUGGAUGUCCUGACACUGGCAGCCCAGGAGCUAUCUCGGCCAGGGCAUCUUAAAAGGGAUCCUCAGCAGGUGUCCUGUGGUUCUGGAAGCCAGCGCUUGCCAGCCCUGGCUUCCUGUCAGCCUGACCACAGUACAGGUUCUGGCUGGCGAGCAGUUGUGGAAGAGAGAAUCAGAAGCAAGACCCGGCGGUUUUCCAAGGGCUUUCCCCGGCAGGAGCUGGCAAGUGGCCCCAAUGAAUUCAACUCUGUGGCUGGCUACUUUUUCUUCCCCCUCAUUCAACACUUCGACAGGCCUCUAGUGACCUUUGAUCUCUUGGGAGAGGACCAGUUGGUUCUUGGAAGACUGAUUCAUACUUUGGGAGCUUUGAUGUACCUGGCUGUUAAUACCACAGUGGCUGUGUCCAUGGGCAAGGCCUUGCUGGAGUUUGUGUGGGCCCUGAGGUUCCAUGUUGACAUCUAUGUGCGCAGGGGCCUGCUGUCUGCAGUAUCUUCCAUCCUCCUCAGUGUACCUGCCGAUCGACUGCUGGCAGACCUCUCUGAUGAGCUGCUGGAAGCCAGAUCCUGGCUGGCAGAUGUUGCUGAGAAGGAUGUGGAUGAGGACUGCAGGAAGCAGGCAGUGAGGACUCUGCUGCUUCUGGAGAGACUCAAGGACAAGUUUCUUCCCCUCACUCAUUAGCCCUCAGGGUUUCCCACUAUCCAAGAUCCAGAUGGAUCACUGCCAUGAGAAAGAUAGAGGGUCCAAAGAGUGGAACUGGGGUAGCCUUUGGGCUAUGCAACAUAGCCAGCUCUGGAGAGUGAUGGGGUACUGUGUGCACAUGCAGAAAGACCUGUACUCUACUCCUAGAGCUGCCCAUAGCCUGGCAAGGCCUCACACUGCCUGCCACAGGAUGGGGUAGCCAGAAUGCUGAACUGGAGCUGGGCUAGGGGUACCAGGCUGAGAAAACCUCCUCCCAAGAGUAGAGCCAGUGGGAGCUCCAGAAUGGAGAGGAGGGGCAAGUUGUUCAGAGCCCUCAAUACCCUCAUACAUUGGUGCCAGACCAGCAGAGCAGGCUUGGCCUUCUUGUGGGCUUCUCAUCAUUGGGUCCCUAGGAGAAUAAAUAGGACAGAAGUGUCAUGUA
Cavia porcellus (domestic guinea pig) is the source of this 3255-nucleotide messenger RNA. It is a transcript of the gene Telo2, whose product is annotated as telomere maintenance 2. Gene Ontology annotation, cellular component: cytosol. Gene Ontology annotation, biological process: telomere maintenance via telomerase; protein stabilization. Gene Ontology annotation, molecular function: Hsp90 protein binding; telomeric repeat DNA binding. The record is from RefSeq and is a predicted model, not a curated record. NCBI's taxonomy places the organism in Eukaryota, Metazoa, Chordata, Mammalia, Rodentia, Caviidae. The transcript is spliced from 21 exons. Bases 291 to 2813 code for a protein of 840 amino acids.